Messenger RNA from Trichoderma asperellum CBS 433.97, 978 nucleotides. RefSeq lists its product as uncharacterized. Gene Ontology annotation, molecular function: oxidoreductase activity, acting on the CH-OH group of donors, NAD or NADP as acceptor. NCBI's taxonomy places the organism in Eukaryota, Fungi, Ascomycota, Sordariomycetes, Hypocreales, Hypocreaceae. The record is from RefSeq and is a predicted model, not a curated record.
AUGGGAUCCACUGUUACAAUUAUCCCCCCUGGGGGAUUAGUGCUUGUAUCUGGAGUCAGUGGCUUCAUCGGCUCCCACAUCGCUCUUAAUCUUGUGAAAUUAGGAUACAAAGUGCGCGGUACGGUCCGCUCAGAAGAUAAGGCCACUUGGAUUAAAGAGGCCGUGGCUUACUACUAUCCGUUUGCGAGUUUUGAGGCGGCCCUCGUCCCCGAUAUAACUGCUGCAGGAGACAUGAGCUUCGGAGCUGACCCUAACAAGAUCAUCACCCCAAUGGUCAACAGCGUCAGGAACUUGUUAGAAACUGCGACCAAAGAACCGUCCGUCAAGCGAUUUGUCUUCACAAGCAGCAACCAGGCUGCGUUGAACCGAACUUUGGGUAAGGAAUUCAUGGUCGACAAGACCGCCUUUAACGAGGCGAGCGUUGCAGCUGCUUGGCGUCCGCCUCCAUACGAGCCGGAUCGUAUUUGGGAUGUCUAUUCGGCACUGAAGACACAAAUAGAGCAGGAGGUCUGGAAAUUCACCCGCGAAGAGAAGCCCAAGCUCGUCGUCAACUCCGUCCUGCCUUGCUUCAUCGUUGGUCCCAUCAUUCAUCCCAAGCAGUCAGGCAGCACAGGCAAGUGGGUAAUGGAUUUCUGGAAAGAUGCUGGCCAUUUCGCUCCUCUUCAAGGCUUCGGCGGCUCAUAUUUCGUUGACGCUGACGAUACAGCGCUCUUGCAUAUUGCUGGCUUGACCCAAGAGGAUGUGAAAAACGAACGCUUGUUCGGCUUCGCGGGCAUAUUUAAUUUCAACACUUGGGUCAGCGUUUUCCGUCAACUAGACCUGAGCAGACCUUGGCCUGCAGAUGACCCCAAUCAGCAGAGCGACCUCAGCAAGGUAGACGAUGCAAGGGAAUUGGAGUUGUUGAAGCGCUUUGGAUACAAUGGUUGGACUAGCUUUUUCGACAGUGUUAAGAAGACUGUACAAGAAAGCCGCCAGUAA